Molecule: messenger RNA, 3327 nt
Organism: Seminavis robusta
Lineage: Eukaryota; Bacillariophyta; Bacillariophyceae; Naviculales; Naviculaceae
Source: the annotation of a GenBank genome assembly
AUGUCGUCGACGCGAGCACCAGAGACGGACCACCAACUCGGCCCGUAUUCCCGCUACCGGGACUUGCCCGAGGAUGAAAGUCGGGUGACCGAGGACGAGUACUACGCGGACGACAUUGCGGCGUUCAACCGCAUUGGAAACUACUUUGACGAAGAAGCUUCCUUUUGCCCCAGUGGCGCUUCACGAUGCUCGUAUUACGACGACGACUGGUCCUACUACUCGGAGCGGUCGUACGUUUCCGGAGAGCGGUCGUACUAUUCAGAUGAAGAACGCUCGUACUAUUCAGAUGAGGAACGCUCGUACUAUUCAGAACCAGAGGACGAAGACGAACAAAUCGACGGAACCGAAGCACAAGAGUUGCGAUCCACCCCUGAAAUGGGCCAGCCGACAGGUGAAAACGACAGAGACUCCAAUUCCGAGGCCAUGCAAGCCGAGGCAAAUUCACGACUAGCUGAAGCCCAAGUCUCACAUGAUGGUAAAGACGAAGCACCUAGCGGUUCUGGCUUGGAAAAAGAAGAUGAUGAACUCGACUGCAAGCCAAAAGCAAAAGAUGGACCUCAAUCAUCUUCACGUGAUGGGGAGAUCCCCCAGCUGAGCACCGAGAUGGACCAAGGCGAAGCGUGGGUGGCUGAGUUGAUCCCCGUGCUCGGGUCAAUGGGAGCAACAAACAGCACGCAGCAGCCUAUGGAGAGUAUACAACCAGCGGGAGACGAUGCCAGCGUCGUCGUCGGCCCAGCGGCGGCAGCCACAUUGCAAAUUGAUGAAGGUUGGGCAGCUUCGGUUGACUUACCGGUAGAGGCGGGGCAAGAGGCCGCUGGCAGACCCGAUGAGGCCAUUGUCAAUCCACAAGCCCCGGAGCUAUUGCCAUUGUUUGCUCGACCCAUCGAUAUCGAUGCAAGACCCAACAUCCCUGCCGAUGACAACGACGACAGAUCUUACUACACGAAUGAGGGAUCUUACUACUCGGGAUCCUACUCCAACCAUGAGGGAUCUUACUACUCAGGAUCUUGCUAUAGCCUGCGUUCCCCAUUGAUUUACACUUCGUCUUGGGAACGAAAUGAUGGACUGGCAUUCUACAACCUGGACUUGAAGGUUAUGGAUGAAUCGUCUCCUCGGAGACAAUGGCUUGGGACUUGUGGGAAUUCAUUUUCGGUUUACGCAAGCCUCACUUACCGCCCUACCAGCAAGGUGCCAAUCACAGGAAUCACAGCGUUGGACGACGAGAUCUGCUCCUACCUACCCGCAAAAGAACCGGUUGGCUUCCUGAGGGGGACACUCUACCGCCCACCUUUUCGAUCUUUUGGCUCUUCGGAGGAAACGAGGCAUCCACUCCACCAUGUAUGCCGCAUGUUUUUCAGCGAAGACGGACAAACCGUGCUAGACAAUCCCGAGCUGGGAGAAGACAGUUUGUCUUCCGGGUGCUUCUUUUACAUCGACAAAAUUGGACUCCAGCCGGGCCACACCGGCCAUGAUGUGGGGAUUGCCAUGAUUUACGAGACAAUGGAUCUACUCAAUAACCAAACGGAUUCGCUGGAAAUCAAAUGUUCGCUGGCUGUAGCGCAACCCAUGCCUCUCGGGCGGGUGCACGCAAGACCCGUACCAAACUCUGCCCCUUCCUAUGACGGGUGGUUGCAGCAGAUGGAUGUCAACGGCAACGACGAACACUACGACUUCCACCUGGCCAGAAAGAAGCUCUGGUUGCAAUUUGCUCGUUUGGGUUUUCGUCAGGCCGGCAAGGACCCUGCUCGCUGCAAAGUCUGGUUUGCCACUCCUCGAAUGCUGGAAAAUGCUGUGGAGUGGGAAAAUGACAUCAAGUAUGACUGGCAACCCAAAGAGACGAUUGCCGCAUCAGUUGAAAUGCAUGUAUACGAGCCACCAAUCAGGGACAUUGCGACCAUCAAGCAGCGAAAACUGCAGAGGCUGCUUCUUGACAUGCACAAGGCUCUGCGUGGAGUGACAAAUUUAGAGGCUGAAAUUCGCGCUGGUUUGAAUUCCUGCGAGCGCGAGUGGUGUCUGGGUGUUCCGCCCACAGCGCCGAGGCUGAUCUUUGAAUCUUGGGCGGAAGAUUUACGUAGCCAGUGUCUUGGCAGCAUUUUGGAAUCCGAAGUGAGAUCUGGGAUCUCGACACUGGAGUGCAUGAUGGAAACGUUACGUUGCUGGUUGAAUGAUGGUGAUAUCGAUUUGGACGCUGCAAGGGCCUUGCAUUACUGCGUGGCGAAUGCACCCGCUCUAUCUGGGGCAGGGACUAUAAUUCUGCAUGAGCUCGUGGCCAAUGGGGCAUUGCCACACCUACCAGACGAGCAGGGAGAGACGGCUCUCCAAAUGGCUGCUGGCCUCGCCAGGCCCGCAUGUCUUUGCUAUUUGCUUUCGGAUCCUGUCAUUCGGUAUCGCCGUUAUGGAGAAAUCACCGCGAAGCUUCACUGUGGCUAUCAGAGAGCCUUGAAACAUGAUCUGAGUGACGACCGCGCUUUGCUACCUUCUGCGGUCGAGCCCUUCGUUGAAUCGGCACUGACCGUAAUGUCCCAGUUCCAGAGAGAUGCCUUGGUUGGGCAUAUUCUCCCUCCGCGGACCCUUGCGGUAUUGGCUCUGACUGCGCUCGGUGAAGUCCGAAAGAUGGAAGAGAAGCUGGCCCAAGCCCGUCUUGACGACAUGACUCCUGCGGUUUGCGAAGAAGUGAACCCCCAUUUGACUUUCGUUCCGGCUUCUUGCCUGCAGGAUCAGCUCCGAUACCUUCGCGGCGUCCGUCCCGUUGGGCGGUCUCAUCCAUGGCCCCUCCCUGUGUGGUUUCGAAACAGUGAUCAGCGCUCGCGACGCUCGCGCCGUGGCCUCGGCGUUGGUGGGUUGCGACGGCGAACAACAGAGAAUGCGUGGGCGCAGAUUGCGAUGCAUCAUCUCGAGCUUUGGAAGGCCCUCUAUCUAGUUUUGAAACGAGGCAACGUUCCCACCAGACAGAACCUCUCCGACGCAAUGGGGAAAUCGAACGGAAAGCCACGUGGACCGCCGUGGUCAUGUCAUGGAUUCGAACAUGUGCUUGCGGCUCUCUUUGCCGUUGUUGAGAAACUAACCGCAAAGGAGCGAUCGGAGCUCCUUUCCGAUUCUUCUCAUUAUGAUCUGCCAGAGACCCCGUUGGACGAAAUGUAUGUCGUUGUGUGGUGGUUGUGUUCCAAAGAUUGGAACCCAAGGAUGAAGAGAGGCCCUGACAACGGGGGUUGGGAAAGAUUACGCAGGCGCGAAAGGAGGACCACGAUCACGGCCCCGGUGCCAAGCAGCAGCAAGCGAGGGCCCAGCAGCCCGAAGCACCAAAGCCCCAGAAGACAAAACAUAUAA